Messenger RNA from Phyllopteryx taeniolatus (common seadragon), 6134 nucleotides. RefSeq names its product rap1 GTPase-activating protein 2-like. Gene Ontology annotation, cellular component: cytoplasm; plasma membrane. NCBI's taxonomy places the organism in Eukaryota, Metazoa, Chordata, Actinopteri, Syngnathiformes, Syngnathidae. The transcript has 21 exons. Bases 2492 to 4510 code for a protein of 672 amino acids. Gene Ontology annotation, biological process: regulation of small GTPase mediated signal transduction; activation of GTPase activity. The record is from RefSeq and is a predicted model, not a curated record. Gene Ontology annotation, molecular function: GTPase activator activity.
AGGUGGUUAAAAAGCUCCUCGGUGGCAAGGCCAUGUUUACCACUAUGUUACAUCACCUUUUCUUUUAACAACAUUCAAUAAACAUUUGGGAACUGAGGACACUAAUUGUUGAAGCUUUGUAGGUGUAAUUCUUUCUCAUUCUUGCUUGAUGUACAGUUUCAGCUGUUCAACAGUCCAGGGUCUCCGUUGUCGUAUUUUACGCUUCAUAAUGCUCCACACAUUUUCAAUGGAAGACAGGUCUGGACUGCAGGCAGGCCAGUCUCGUACUCUUUUACUACGAAGCCACGCUGUUGUAACACGUGCAGAAUGUGGUUUAUUUUUUUUCCUUUUUUAUCUCCCCACUUUCCACUUCUUCCUCCCUCGACUUCUUUGUCUCUGUGUGAGAAAGAAAAUUGAAUCCUCUUAAAAGCGCCUUUGUGAUCAGUUUUCUAUUGUGGGCAAUGGCUCCCCUGUGACUAACAGCUGCGACAUCAAUAUACACACAGACAGACACAUACACACCAUUAUUGACACGCAAGCGUGUACAUUUAUGUAUGAUCUUGGUGCCAAUGGUGGGAAGUGACUGGCCUGGUUUCAGAACUCACUUUGUACUCAUCAAGACAAAAUGUUCAUGUACUAUGUAUGAUAAUGUAUUCUAUAUACACUUACUCGGCCCAAAAUGUAACACAAGCUAAUGAGACUCAAUAUAAGAGCCGUAUCAUAAACUCUGCAUUUACAGAGACCUCUCUGACUUUUCUAAACAAGAGGGCAUAUCAGGCCAAUAGAGCCUUGAGAUACGAGUGACUCGAUUUUUUUGCUUUGACUGACAAGCGUAUGCUUGCGAUACAUGGUGGCAAUGAACUUAACGCUUUUUACAGUAAGCAGCAGUUUGGCAAAUAGUGAACAUUUCAUCGGAAACAGGCUUCAAUCUGUUUUAUUUCCAAGCCAAGAUGAAGUUUAUCGUCAAACAAAGAGAUUACACAUUACACAUGCAACAGCAUGUACACAGACAAUAUAGCAGUACUCAGUCAUAUUUUUUUAUCCUCUGCGUAGAACUACUAAUAUUACGGCUGUCCUGAUGAGCUGCAAGAGGAGUUCAGACAACUCAAUGAAGCGUUAGUAUGAAUCCCAAUUAAGUUCGAGACAGGACACGCCCUGCUGCAAUAUGAUUGGCUACAACUCAAGUGGGAUCCAAAGUAAUGCCUUAAUGAGCAUUAUCUCUGUCUCUGUCUGUCUUAUACUGCCCCCAGGUGCCCACGAUGGGCACACCAGACAGAGCAGCAUUCAGUUGAUGCAGUGUGACAAAAAUAUAUUUUUACAUUCUAUUUAUGUAUUUACUUUAUGUUUUUACAAUAUAAAGGAGUGUUAUUUCUUCUCAAUACUCAUUACAACAUUUUUGUUUCUUUUUUGGGGGGAAGGCUCGAACAGAUUGAUGACAUUGACAGAUGACAAGAGGCGCGGUACACCGUGAACUGGUCACCAGCCAAUCAAAGGGCACAUAUCGACAAACGACCAUUCACACUCACAUUUACACCUACGGACAAUUUAGAGUCUUGAAUCAACCUACCGCGCAUGUUUCUGGAAUGUGUGAGGAAACCGGAGUACCUGAAGACAACCCACCAGGCACAGGGAGAACAUGCAAACUCCAAACAGGGAGGCCGGAUUUGAACCCCGGACCUCAGAACUGUGAGGCAGAAGUGCUAACCAGUGCCACCUAAUGGCAUUUCCAUUCAUUUCAAUGGGAAAAGAGAUAACAACAACAAAGUAAACUCGUAUCUCAAGGCACCACUUUGUCUUCUUAAAAGCUGAUUUUUUUUUUAGUUAAAACCCAAAUAAAAUGCACAUUGUGUAUACAUGUGCACACACACACACACACACACACACACAAACAUACGCACAGACUUGAUUGAAAGGUUGAGCUGCCUUUGUGCUGCAGUGUCCCAACAACGUGGAAUCAAUUGUCAAAUGCUGAAAGGAACAUUGAUUAUGGCUGGUUCCUGAUUUGAGAGCGAGAGGAUGACUGUCUGUAUUACCUGCAUGUGUGCUUGUGUGUGGAGAAAAGAACAUUAGCAUGUAUGACUCACUCUGAUUUCAUCUGACUAAAGAAAGAAGGUCUGAACAAGCAGGGGGUCUCCUUGUAUAGAAUAGAAAAUUAGGAUUGUGACCGCAUUGUAGUGCUUCACCAAAGUCUGUCACCAGGAAUGUGGUCCAUGUUAGCUUCAUGAAAAGUUAUUAAAUUGAAUUGUUCACGCCCAUGUCUUUGCGAAUUACAAACGUCAACCAGCUGGUUCUGAUUAGUAGAGGUUAGCACCCAUUUUUUUCCCAAACAACUGCACAAACUGAAAGGAACCAACAAUCAGAAGAGAGUGUGCCAGUCAGCAAGGAAAUAUGUACAAAUCUCAAAGAGAAAAAUAUUUUUGUACAGAAACCUGUUCAUGAAGAUCAUUGCAUUUAACAUAGGCUGUAAACAGUGUUUGUUUAAAAAUGGAAUGAAUUUGGACUUAUUUCAAUUAUGAGCAGUUUGUUUGACAUUCACCGCAGCUCUACUGUCUGGUCCCAUAAAAGGGUCCCUAAAGUUGAAGAGACCAAAAAGUGGAAGGAUGACUACAUUCCUUACCCACGGAUAGAAGAUGUCCUGGAGAAAGGUGGCCCGUAUCCCCAGGUAAUCUUGCCACAGUUUGGUGGCUAUUGGAUCGAGGAUGUAGAGGCACCAGCUGGGACACCCUCCUCUUCAGAGUCCAGUUUCUGUGAAGAGGAUGACGGAGGAGAGGGCAUGAGUCCUGGUGAAGGACACAGCUACCGUCUGGAGUGCAACAGCACAGCCCAGGCCUACCGCAAACACUUUCUGGGCAAGGAGCACAUGAACUACUAUUGCACUGGCAGCAGCAUAGGGAAUCUCAUCAUGUCCUUGAAGCAUGAAGAGGCUGAAGGGCAAGAAUUAUUGCGCAUCAUGCUCAGAUCAAGGACCAAAACAGUCCAUGAUAGGAUAUCGUUAGCGGGCAUUAACCAGCUUCCCAGUGUACCUCAGAUUGCAAAACUUCUGUGUGACGAUGCCACAGGAUUGAAGUUCAACCCGGCUCUUUACCCUCGAGGAUCGCAGUUGAUCGUAGCUUAUGAUGAGCAUGAGGUCAACAACACCUUCAAAUUUGGAGUAGUCUACCAAAGGUUUGGACAGACAUCUGAGGAAGAGUUGUUUGGGAACAAUGAAGAGACUCCAGCUUUCAAGGAGUUUCUCAGUGUCCUGGGGGACAACAUUGAACUUCAGGACUUUAAGGGAUUCCGUGGAGGGCUGGAUGUGUCCCAUGGACAGACAGGGGUUGAAUCUGUCUACACAGUUUUCAGACAAAGGGAAAUUAUGUUACAUGUAUCAACCAAGCUUCCUUUCACUGAUGGUGAUGUCCAGCAGCUUCAGAGGAAAAGGCACAUAGGAAAUGACAUUGUGGCAGCAGUUUUCCAAGAAGAGCCAACACCCUUUGUUCCUGACAUAAUUGCCUCCAACUUUCUGCACGCCUAUGUGCUGGUUCAGGUUGAAAAUGCAUGUACAGAGAACACAACUUACAAGGUGUCUGUCACUGCAAGGGAGGAUGUACCUCUCUUUGGGCCCCCACUCCCGAACCCAGCUGUCUUUAGAAAGGGCCCAGAGUUCCGAAACUUCCUGUUGACAAAGCUGAUCAAUGCGGAAACUGCCUGCUACAAAUCUGACAAGUUCGCCAAACUAGAGGGUCGAACACGAGCUGCGUUGCUCGACAACCUUCACGAUGAGCUUCACAGACAAAGCCAGGCCACUCUGGGUCUCAGCCAAGCUGAAGAGGAAGACAAGCUGGAGAAUGGGGGACAUGGCGGUCUUCUGGAGUCAUUCAAGAGGGCCAUGCGUGUGAGGAGUCACUCAAUGGAGACUGUGGUGGGCUCUAAUCGCCUUAGGAGCCCCGGUGGUGGAGGGGGGGUCCCAGCCAGUUUAAGUGGCGGAGCAAUGCCACAGAGCACCAGUGAAUGUACGAAGAGCACCUACAAUCCUCCAGCAUUGUCAGCAAAAUCUUCCCUAAAGAGCCCAGUGAAAAGGCGAUCAGGACUUUUCCCUCGUCUCCACUCCAGCGUCGAAACUCCGACCGACAAAUGCACUCGAAGUGACCAAAAGGCUACAGAGAUCUGCUCACUGUCCCAGGAACUGAGGUCAGAGACAUUAUCCAACCCCAGCUCACCUGAGAUCUGCCCUAACAAAGAAAGACCUUUCAUUAAACUGAAGGAUUGCGCAGGCAGCAGGCCGGACAUCUCUCGGUCUUCAUCGAGCACCAGCAGCUUCGGCAGCAUUACAGGAGAUCCAGAAGCUUUGGAAGACCUAGAAACAGCUAGCCAUCCAUCCAUAGCAUCAUCCUCUGCCUUUAGUCCUUCGAUCAGCGUUGAUAGCCCGGGGUCAGGAACUCCCAUCAUAAUGUGCCGCAGUUCCACAGAUUGGAAAAAUAAGACAUCACCGAGGUCCAACUUGAAGUUCAAAUUUGACAAAAUGAGCCACUCAUCCACAAAUUCGGAGUAAUCUGAUGACCAGACUUGAGAGGAACGGGCCUGUGCGGGCUGAAUGGAGCUGUGCAAAAUACAAGGACGCUUUCAAAACCAAAUUAUUGUAGAACCACUUCCCUAAGCCAUGGAUAAUCGGGCAAGACUAGCAAGGGCAGCAUAGUCCCCAAAAUAACUGGCAAUACUGUGAGUGUACAGUGCGGAACCACUUUUGAUGGGUUCUUUUUGACGAGACUUUUGGCAGACAGAAAGUAGUUCAUAUUUUACCGAUGUUCGGUGCAGUUAUGUGGUAAAUUGCUCAUAUCACAUUAACAAACCCUGGCCACGCUGAAAUACUGUGAGUGUUGGGCGAGCUAGACUGUGUCCAAAGUUUAUAGUCUGUGUUGGCUUAACACUGUACCCUUGUUGAAUAGUAACAUGAGCUAAAAACCUUUUGAAGGUUGUACUUUUUAGCUUGUCGGCUGCUGGCCAGUUAGGAGCUUCAGGCGUUCCCCAUGUCUUUAAAUGGUCUGGGAACAGAUCCUAUUAAAAUAAAACCAUACGUUUAGUAGUGAGGUAUUGGAGGUCUAAUGUGUAUUUGUGUAGGAUUUGAGUUGUGUAUAUGAAAUUGUUCUUUUUUAAUUACAGAAAUUUUUGUUACCUUGCUAGCUGCCGCACGGUGAAUGCUGCUGGAGUUCAGUCAACCCGCGUAAUAGCAUUUCUGCAUUUGUCAGGACGUCAAAUUUCUGAAUUCAUGUGCUUGGCUCGCCUCAAAAUGAUGUGCAGUACAUGAUACUGCAUAAACAUUUCAGCAAGAUUUUAUUUUCCAGUCAUAGCUGCGUGUUACUUUCAUUGUGUGCCAUGAUGAAAAUCUAACAACCACAUUUUUUAAAAAACAGAUUUUGCACGUCAGUAUAUUUAAACAAAAGAUAUUUCAUCCUCCGAUACAUCCCAUUGAUGCUUCCAUAUGUUUUCUGCACCACUUAUGUAUGAUAUAAAUUAUAUUUUCCUGUCAUGACUUGAAAAAGGCUGAAUGAACCUUUAAACCAGUUUUGGCAAAAACACACUGAAUGUGAAGUUGAAGUUUUUCUUUGUUUGUUGUUGUUUUUCUUAUGAAGUCCAUUACAUGUGCAAUGCAAAGGUAGUCGCUUACAUGCACAACAAGGCAAGACUAGUUUAAAGUACUGCAUGAUGGGACAUCAAUUUGACAAAAGGAAGCGAGGAAAAAGACUGAAGAAUAUCCAUAUCUCCUGUGACCAAAGUAAAUCCGUCCUUUGGAAGGUUUUUCUUGUUCUAACUUUUUGGAGGAAUGUUCUUUUGACAGAAUGAAUUUUCAGGCAUCAUUUUUAUUUAUGUAUGACUGAGAGGGAAGUUGAUGUCCUGAGCGAUUAUAUAGAGGAAAGAAAACAAGGAAAAAUAAAUACAUAUUUAUAAAUAUUAUUGUCGUUUAAUUUGCAGCAGCCGAAAUGCCAUGCAGCCUUUUCACUGUUAAUAUACUUAAUUUAUUAAAUGAUAAUUUUUUUAGCAUUGUAAAAAAAAAGAAAGGUACACAAGCAAAUAAAAUAACGAGAAUAAAUAUAUGAAUUUUAAAGCUGUCUAAAUAUGUAAAUGUAUAUUUCGUUACGUAAUGUGAAAUUUAUUCAAAUAAAAUGUAUUUUGUGUCA